Schistosoma haematobium is the source of this 4199-nucleotide messenger RNA. RefSeq lists its product as uncharacterized. Bases 1419 to 2993 code for a protein of 524 amino acids. The record is from RefSeq and is a predicted model, not a curated record. The transcript is spliced from 5 exons. Lineage: Eukaryota; Metazoa; Platyhelminthes; Trematoda; Strigeidida; Schistosomatidae.
CAACAUUGUUGCAAAGAAAGCCAUUUCAUAUUCAUUAUAAACUGAAUCAGUUGUAACGAAUCUCCAAAAAUGAGUUUUCAAUGACUCUCUUAUUUCCAUUGUACUGUUUAUUGAAUCUUUUAUUAUUUCAGAUACAAUUAAUCGUGAUUUAUAGAUAGCAAUUUAGCUAACAAAUAAUAACCGUCGUUAAUCUUCGCUGAUUGAAUCAAUGAGUUUCCUCGAAAGAUUUGUACAACUUGAAGAGGAUUUCUGUCAUGAUCCCAUGCUAAAUAAAAGAAACCUCGAAAACCUUGGAGUAAUGCUUAAGUAAACUAUCUCAUACCUGUUUGAAGUUUCCCAGCUGUACACCCUCACCACUCCACGGAUGAUUGUUAUAGCUUUUUAUUCAAACAUAUUAUUCAGGGCGUAUAAUAUGAAUUUAUAUGGUAACUGAAGUCUACUGAAACAUAACUAUUUGGAUUUAUGCUUCAUAUAUACGGGGUUAUUCGCAAAAUAGUAAAUAGGACUUUUAUUUGAAAAUGCUUCAUACCCUUGACUGACUUUUAGCUAGAUGAUCGGUGGAAUUCAGGAUGUAUUGAAUAGCUGUUUACUUUCUAGUUUGGGAUUCCUCGGCAUUGCACACCUGUGACCCUUCCAGAGAUUAAACAUAUGAUCUUCGGGCCUCAUUAGUGAAUGUACCACCUUAAAACUACUAAGUUUGAAUAACAUAUUUAUAGUUAAUUAACUUUCAAUUUACGAACGGUAAAAGAUGUAAUAAUAAUUAAUGGGUCAAACGAAUGUGUACACUUAGAACUAUAUUUAUAAAAACAUGAACGAACUGUUGGACAAAUACUCAUUAAAAGCAGUACAGAAGCUAUCUCAGUCAAAUGUAGCGACAAGUUUCACAUUUCCAGUAUGAAAAAUCACUUGAUCUUGCAAUUUUCUGGUAUUCACUACAGACUGAGUUCAGUUCGAGAUUCCCAGUUCUCCAAAUUAAUCCCUGUUGAAAUCAUGGGUACACACCAUGGAACCCAAUAUUAUGAGGAGACAGAUGUUUAGUUCUUCCUGGUUUUCAAUGGUUUAUCAACUGAGGUCAAUCUUUGAAAAUAUUUCAUUAACAAAUUACAACAAUUUCCCACCCCUCUUUAUCAAUAAUUUCAUGACUGUUCAGAAUUCAAAGCUAUAUAUUUGUUAAAUGAACUAAAACGGCUGUAGAAAGAAUUCAAUGAUUUCAUCGUCAUAGGCUAUCUCAACAACAAUUAAUUCAUAUAAACCAAUGGAAUCCCGUAUAAAUUUGAGCGUCAAAAUGAUUGGCUAAAAAGAUUAUUAUUGACAAUUCUGUCUCAUGAUUGGUUUUUAAUCCAUGAAAGAAACAUGAUUUACAAAAACGGACUAAGUUUUCAUAAAUUUUAUCAAGUGUUCCUCCUUUGGUGAUACAAAUGCAAUUACAACCUCCAGCUUAUGAAAGUCUUGCAGCUGUAGACAAUAUGAUUGGUGAUGAUAAUUCAAAUAGUAAUGUGGAACAAGGAAUUAUUCAUCCAGUUAGACGACGACCAUUUGGUAAAUCUCUGCGUAAUCGAUUGAAUCAUAUUGUCAGUAUGUAUAUACCCGGAAAUAAUCCUAUAGAAAACCGUUUAGUCGGUAUUGAUGAGACAACAGAUCAUACAGGAUUAUUAUCUUCUAACGAAAGUAAAUUAGGAUUUCCUUCUACGAAAGAUGAUGAAUUAUAUGAUAUAAAGUUAAUUUAUCCAGGUGAUCAAUUAAUCAAAGGUAUUCUUCGCUAUGCUAGUCUACCAGAUACAUUUUCGCCUAAUGAAUCUCCAAAAAUCACAUGUCUAGCUGCAGAUCAUAAAAUAAUUUAUAUUGGAUUAGAAAAUCUACCAUAUAUAUUUCUAAUUUCUGUUGAGUCAAGUGAUUGGAAUGAUCAAAAUUAUCAUAAAUUUGAAAGUAAUCAUUACAAGGGUUGUUUACAUCUUCAUUCUUCUGGAGUUGGAAAUAUUUUACCUCAUGAAUUAUGUGCUCAUUCUACUAAAACUAAUCAUGCUUUCCUCUACAUCGUUGGAACUAUACAAACUGAUAAUAUGAAAGAAGAAAAGAAAUGGAUUUUGGCAAAAUUUGAUUUGAAUGGUCAACAAAUUGCUCGUAGUCGUACUUAUUCAUAUCAACGUUAUUCUGGUUUAUCUGUAGACACUAAUGAUGAUCAUUUAUUGCUUGCUUGUCCUUCAAUCAAUGAAGUAAAUUCAUCGAAUAUUGAUUCGCCAGGACAAAUAUGUAAGUUAACCCCAGGAUUUGAACGUCGAGUAUUCUCUAUUACAAUGGGUAAAGAGUCUGUUUUCUAUAAACCAAAUUAUGUAACACAAGAAACAGCUGGUCAUUGUUGUUGGGCUUCUGUUGAACGUAUCCUUUAUUCUACAGAAAAUACAGAAAAUAUUUAUCAACCUACAAGAAGACUUUUAGCAUUUCCUGGACGUCAACCUAUUGGUGAAUUAAAACAAAGUGCACGUGAAUGGUUACAUGCUUAUUCAUGGGAUUUUGCUGAUUUGAGACCAGGUAGAAUAACUGCUUUCGAUGCUGAUCGUUUAUUGGUGAUUGAUGCAGAGAAUGGAACACUUUCUUAUAUUACUUGGGUAAAUAAUGAAGAGAAACCGAACUUGUAUCGUAUUACCCGUCCAUCAACGAAACCUAUACGUCUACUAUAUUCAACAUACAAUUCGAAAUGUUUAUCCAAUGAAUCAAGUAAAAAUGUUGCCUAUUUUGUAGCUGGUUCUAGUAUAUUCUCUUUUGCAUUUUGCUCCAAUACUUGUACAACAACAACAACAACAAAUAAUGAUAAUACUACUAUUAACAACAAUCACACAAAUCGCAGUGAAUUGAGUUUUGGAGUAAUUCUGCCUGACACUACACCUAUAUCGGAUGGUGAUUAUUUUGAAGAUGUUGAUUUUGUAGUUUCACAUCAUGGACAGGAAUUAACUAGGAAAUUGUUGAGAAGCAGUAAUGGAAAGGCAUAUGUUUGAUACUGGUACGGUUUGCUGAAGAAUGUGAAUGGAAGAUGUUAAGUGUUAUUGAAGAAUGGUGUGGAUGGCCAAACCAAAUCAUGUCAUUAGUCCAUGAUGUUGCGAACCGUUAAAAUGAUGCGUAUAAGUAGGUGCAGACUACCUGCUCGAUUAUCGUAAUGAAUGGUUAGAGACUGUAAAUGACAUCACUGAAAGUCGAUAAUAAUGUUGCACAAGCAUUUACUCAUCGUUUUCUCUUAGAUUUGUACUUUCUAAAUCGUCCAUGAAUUGUCUCGUCAUAGUUUCUUCUCGAAUUGUAUGUGGGAUGUCUAAUCUUCUCUAUUAUCAUUAUUAGUUAUGUUUCUACAUCUCCUAAUCUGUGAGUUCGUUUGAUUAUUUCAUGUCACUUUGCCAAUUGGAUGUGUCAACUUGAGAAGUUCUACAAAUGUGUCAGGUUCUACUUCAUUUUGAUCGAUUGAUAUUAUUGCACAUUUGUACUAAUACAUCUUUAUUCGAUCACUGAAUGCAGUGAUAAUUGUGAGUAGUGAUUGACUGAUAUAAACGUUUGUUUCUAGAUUAGGAUGUGAUACAUGUAAACUAUUAGUUUUGUGUAAUUAUGAAUCAAUAAUUGUUGUUUUCAUAGUUUUUUUCUAGUGUUCAUAUAUUACCUGUUAAUUGACCUUUAUAUGGAUUGUAUUAUUUACAACACUUGACCUAGAAUGAUGAAUGAUCUGAAAAUAGAGUAGAGAAAAUGAACUGAUAGGAUUGUUAUUAAUAAUGUUAUCAUUUUAACUGAAUUGACUGAUCAAACUAGUGUCAUCAAUUGUUAUGUUAGUAAUUAUUUCAUGACUAUUGAUUUCUAUGAAUGAUGUAUUGAUAAGGUGUACAAUUCAGCUGACUGAACAAUGAGAUUUUCAUUAAUCUGGUGAUCAUUUUACUUCAUUUUCAUGAACGCACUAUAUAGUUUGUAUUUAUCAAUUUACAAACGAAUAUACUUACCAAUUAAUUUCAUUUUCUUAUGAUGUUGUUCUUGUAGUAAACUAAUGAUGUCACUAUGUUGAAGAUUUCAAUUCAAUUCACUUUAUGGCUUUUUGGUAGAUUCAGUGUUUGUGUUAAUUAACUGUGAAUGUAAGUAUUUAAAUUUACACCGGCUGGUCUUAUGAAAUAUUCUACGACUGUUGUUUGGACAACAACAACUACGACUACUACUACAACUGCUCGCACUAG